GCCAGCGACGGACGUACCGCAUACCGUACUCCGUGCUCCGUAUUCACAGUGCUCCGUACUCCGUUCGACGUUCACCGUAUUCCAUAUUCAGAGGGUAGGCGUACUCCGUACAUUGAGCGUCAUCAGCUGCAGUUUCACGUACGCAGCCCGUCCGUGCAAGUGUGUCCGUAUAUCGGUAAGCCCGUCUCUCUCGCACGCCCCCUCGAAAGCAGUGCGUGUCCGUAAUUGGCAGGUCUCAUUCGGUUGAACGUAGAACCCGUAACCAGUAACCCGGAGACGUGCCAAGUGCCGGAGAUAAAUUAACUGGACGCGAACGCGCCUCAUUUGAAUGUCAAUCGAUUGACGGCUAGUUUGCCGAUCCCGAUCCGUAGUGCGUGACCCUUACUUCCAUCGCAGGAUAACUGAAGACACGUACCACACGCGUGUGUCUGCGUGUGUGUUUGUGUGAGGCGGACAACAAAAGGAUGCGGCCUUCAAAACGAAUGCCACGCCACCCUGAAUCCGUGCCCCAAACCAAGUGCAAUAAUAAGUGAUAAAGUGCAACACCGAAUCGAAAACUUCCUCAACGAGGCAUUUAAAAAACCCCACUCAAAAACAUCAAUAUGUUGCCGUACCAGGCAGCCGUGGCCAUGGACUAUGCCGGAUAUCAAAGGCAGCCCACGCCAGGUCAUCCUGGAAGCCACAUGGCUACCAUGGGAUCGCUGGGCAUGCCGGCGGUGCCAUUCACCCAUAGCUGGAUGGUGCCCACGCAGGACCUGUGCGCCAUGCCCCCUUACAACAAAAUGCCCGGACACCAGCAGCCACCGGGACCCGGAAUGCACGCCCAACAACAGCCCCUCGAACCCGGAAUCCUCGAGCUGCGCAAGGAGAAGUCGAGAGAUGCGGCGAGAUCGCGUCGCGGGAAGGAGAACUACGAGUUCUACGAGCUGGCCAAGAUGCUCCCGCUGCCGGCAGCCAUCACCAGUCAGCUGGACAAGGCUUCCAUCAUAAGACUGACCAUCAGCUACCUGAAGCUGAGGGACUUCUCCGGACACGGCGAUCCGCCAUGGACAAGGGAGGCUUCCAGCAGCAGUAAGCUCAAAAGUGCCGCCAUUCGUCGCAGUCCCGCUGUUGAUUUGUUCGAACAACAUCAGGGCACCCACAUAUUACAGUCCCUUGAUGGAUUCGCCUUGGCUGUGGCGGCAGACGGACGCUUCCUGUACAUUUCCGAGACGGUGUCCAUCUACUUGGGCCUGUCGCAAGUGGAGAUGACGGGCAGCAGCAUCUUCGACUACAUCCACCAGGCGGACCACUCGGAAAUCGCCGAGCAGCUGGGCCUGAGCCUCACGAGCGGCGCUGGAGGAGGAGGCGGCGGAGGAGGCGGAAGUUCGAGCAGCGGCGGUGGAGGCGGCGGAGCGGGUGUGGGCAUGGCCUCGCCUACUUCCGGAGCCUCCGACGAUGGCAACGGAACACACGGUACGAACAAUCCCGACGUUGCUGCCUCCAUGACACAAGCUUCGACGAGUGGCUAUAAGGGCUACGAUCGGAGCUUCUGCAUCCGAAUGAAGUCUACACUGACCAAACGCGGCUGUCACUUCAAAUCCUCUGGCUAUCGGGCCAGCGAUGCAACGAGCAAUUGCAACAACGGUAACAAUGCUAGUAACAAUGCUAAAAACGUUAAGAAUCCGGGCUCAAACUAUUCGGUGGUUCUGCUGCUGUGCAAGCUGCGUCCCCAGUACACAUUCUCCCACAGCCGAAAGUCGCAGCCACCACUGCUCGGAAUGGUGGCCUUGGCCAUCGCGUUGCCUCCGCCAUCGGUUCACGAGAUCCGGCUGGAGUGCGACAUGUUCGUCACCCGGGUGAACUUUGACCUGCGAGUGGCCCACUGUGAGCCAAGGGUAUCCGAUCUACUUGAUUAUACUCCGGAGGAUCUGGUAAACAAGAGCUUGUACUCACUGUGUCACGCCGAGGAUGCCAACCGCCUGCGAAAGAGCCAUUCGGAUUUGAUCGAGAAGGGUCAGGUGCUGACUGGCUACUACCGACUGAUGAACAAAAGUGGGGGCUACACAUGGCUCCAAACCUGCGCCACCGUGGUCUGCAGUACCAAAAAUGCAGAUGAGCAGAACAUCAUCUGCGUAAACUAUGUGAUCAGUAAUCGGGAGAACGAGAACAUGAUCCUGGACUGCUGCCAACUGGAACCCAGUCCGGACAGCAUAAAGCACGAGGAGGGUCUGGGAAACGACAAGAGCAGCGGAUCUCCAGGCGGAGAUGCCAGUGGAGAGGGCAACUCCCAUUUAAGUGCAGGAGACAUGAAGCUGAACUCGGAACCGAAAACCGAUUCAGAAGGUCAUUCGCAUCGCGGCCGGGGACGCAGUGCAGCAGCCUCGCACGGAAGCAGCCUUAACAGCCUCACCAUGAUCAAGGAUAGUCCAACUCCCCUGGGAGUGGAUAUCGAUGCGGGUGUACUGCCCACCACAGUGGCCACUCCAGUGCCCGCCAGUGCAACUCCCAAUGGCAGUAGCUCCGCCUCCACCAAGCGGAAACGCAAGACCAAGGCAUCGCAGCAGCAGGCGGAUGAACAAAACCAGGAUCAGGUGAUUCCCGACCAGCCUCUGCCCAAGCUCCCAGCAAUGGAGCAGCGGGAUCACCAGCCUCGCAGCCGUUUACCCUCGAUUGUGGACGAGCAGCAGCAGCAGCAGCAGCAGCAACCCGAUUCGGCAGUCAAGGAUCUGGAGCAGGCCAUGUCCAAGCAUUUGCCCUCGCCGGUGGCAGUGGUAUCGGUGGCUCCGCCUCCCAACAACACGGACUUCAGUGCCGACUCCCUGCUCAAGCAGCAGCAGCAGCAACAGCAGCAGCAUCUGGAGGAUCCCAACGAGAAGAGCAGCACCAUCCAGUGGAUAGGCACUCCGUACCAGCAGCCACCGGCGCCCAUGCCCGCCACCGCCCUCCUGCGGCAGUUGUACGCCAACCGGGAGAGUGUGAUCCGGGCCACGGCCCGGCAAACGCCCACAGGAGUGUUCUACGGAGACCAGCAGACGGGACCGCUGCCCACGCCGCCGGGCAGUGAGUCCUCCUACGAGAACCAAUACCUGCAGCUGCACUCCGCCGCCUCCGGAGGACAUCCCGGCGCUGGUGGCCAGAAGAGCUCCGCCGACGCCUUCACCAAUCUGGUGUCCACUUACGGGGGCUACCACAGCUCCAUCGACUACCACAACGCCAUGACCCCGCCCAGCUCAGUGUCUCCCAGGGACUCGAACCAGCCAGGGAAGGCGGCUCCCGUGUUGACCUCCUCCAACGGGGGAUACGACUACGCCCCCGAUCCGCUAAGGGGUCAGUAUGUCACAGCCACCGGGGACGGAGUGGCCACCACGCUGCCCCUGAAGCCGCAGGCAUCCUACACGACCACAAUGCAUCCGUCGGCGGGCGGGAGCACCACCACCGAGGGCGGAGUGACCUACAGCAAUCUCGACCAGCCGCAGUACUUUGCUCCGCACUCGAGCUUCCACCUGUACCACAAGGGCAGCCCGGCCAGCGGCUGGUACUCCACGCCCUCCUAGGUGAUAGACGACCAGGUUCCGCCAUCCUGCCAGGAUCAGUACCACCACCAUCACCACCAGGAGGGAUCCUCCAGUGGGAACAACCAGGCGGGGGAGCGAUGGGACUUUGUGGGGGCGCUGGGCAAGGUGGCGAGGAUGUUCUUCAGCGCCAGGAAGGGGAAUCCGGGAUAGAGGGGAGUUGCCUAGACUGGAGGAGGUUAAGAAAAUCCCAGUCGAUUGAGAUAGUUUAAUAACAGGGGUGCACUUCCCAACACAACUAAAAAAAAACACACGAGUCGAGGAAAAGGCUUGGCGAUGGAAAAAAAACUCAAUGUAAUUAUUGCUGACUUGACUAGGUGAUUAUUCGUGUGCAAUGAUUUGAUAUACAAACACCCGAUGUUCAGUUCUUUUUUUUUUAAUUUAAUUUUAAUUUAAAAACCUUUUUUUGAUUUGGCAACCGAAAGAUUUUACAAUUCCAAGUUUUUCCUAGUUAAAUAAACUUCUAAGGACUUAUCUUCCCCUCCAGAUCGCAAGCAUUCCCCGGCAGCAAUCCUUAAGAAUUAGACUAGAGUAAGAGCCAAACUUAAAGCGUUAAAAAAAAACAUUCAAUGUUGUUAAAUAAUUCUUAAGUCUGUAAAUUAUGAAACACACACUCCACACUCGAACACACUGAGACCCAAUGAAAUUAUAGGCAAAAAUACUCAAUACGCAAUUGAUUUAAACAUAAACAUAAACGAAUAGUAAGGUUAAUCUUAAUUAAAGUAAUGAUAUAUAGUAAGACUUGCAUAGAGUGCCAAGGAAAGGAAACCGAAACAAAAACGCGCUAUAAAUAACAAGAGAGCGAAUCAAAACACGGCUUGAACUAACCCUCUCCCAACCAAUUGUUAUUAAUUAUUUAAAUCAAUUGUAAUUUUACCAACACAUAAACAGGCAUACAUAAGAUAAUCUCAAUAUGAUAUGUAUACAUUAAUACAUAUAUAUAUAUUUAAACAUUUUUACAACAUAUCAAAUGCUUCCUCCUCUAGAUUUAGGAUUACAUUUAAACGAGACUCGCUCUAGGACACUAAUUUCGAUUAUUACCUCUAAGAGUUCCGCUAACGUUCGUCUACUUCCGUUUCCUCCCUAUUGUAUAUUUAAUAAAAUCAUCUUAUAGCUAAAACGUAAACAAAAAUAA
Molecule: messenger RNA, 4689 nt
Organism: Drosophila elegans
Lineage: Eukaryota; Metazoa; Arthropoda; Insecta; Diptera; Drosophilidae
Gene: trh
Product: protein trachealess
Exons: 10
Coding region: 603-3536 (977 amino acids)
Biological process (GO): regulation of transcription by RNA polymerase II
Molecular function (GO): protein dimerization activity; RNA polymerase II transcription regulatory region sequence-specific DNA binding; DNA-binding transcription factor activity, RNA polymerase II-specific
Source: RefSeq, a predicted model, not a curated record